Messenger RNA from Olea europaea var. sylvestris, 1136 nucleotides. RefSeq names its product dirigent protein 21-like. The transcript has a single exon. The record is from RefSeq and is a predicted model, not a curated record. NCBI's taxonomy places the organism in Eukaryota, Viridiplantae, Streptophyta, Magnoliopsida, Lamiales, Oleaceae. Bases 38 to 610 code for a protein of 190 amino acids.
CCUCACGUUUAUUAACUUCAUAUAAUAUAAAAAAUAAAUGGCAAAGCUGUGCAUAAUUUUCAUGCUGGUGAUUCUCACCGCCGCUGUACCAGCAACUGAGGGCCUUAAAAAAGGGCCGAAGGCCGUGGAAAAGUGGUUUAAAAAGCUUCCACAGGCAAAGGAAAAACUGAGCAAACUUCAUUUCUACUUUCAUGACGCUGUAAGUGGAAAGAAUCCAACAGCUGUUAAGGUGGCUGAAUCCAAAAUUACAUCUCAAGCCCCAACUUUCUUUGGUAUAGUAAGCAUAGCUGAUGAUCCAUUGACAGUUGGGCCCGAAUCAGAUUCGAAGAUCAUCGGUCGAGCCCAGGGGAUGUAUUGUAUGGCUUCAUUGGAAGAGUUAGGUCUACUUAUGACGUUCAAUCUGGUUUUCACAGAUGGAGAGUAUAACGGUAGCACACUUAGUGUACUUGGUCACAAUCCAAUUUUCCAUGAAUACCGUGAAAUGCCAAUAGUGGGUGGUUCUGGUAUUUUCCGGCUGGCACGAGGUAUUGCCACCGCUAAAACUGUCUGGCAUAAUUUUACCUCUAAAGAUGCUGUUGUUGAAUAUACUGUAAUGGUGUUGCACUAUUGAUCACUUUCAUUGUUGGGUUUUGUUUAUUUUAUAUUCGGUCAGGUUACUUCCUGCUUGUGCCUUGUAGUCUGUAGUGUACUCCUCUUCUUCGCAUCUAAUAUUUAAAAAAAUUGUAUCUCUGUAUUUUGUGGAAAAAGUUAUUAUUGUAAAGAUUUUCUGCAGAAAUUAGUUGUGAUAUGAUAAACGUGAAAUUUCAUUUAUUUUCAAGGGGAAGGAGAAAAUAUCAUGGUCUUUUAAGUGUGGCCAUUAAAGGCCUAAACACUUUUUUAGGGCUUGGUCAGUUCUCUCAAGUCCUAUAAUGGGGUUAGGCCUUUAAUGGUCAAUGAAGACCGUGAUACUCUCUCGUUCUACUGAAAAUAAAUGGAAUUUUUAUGGUUCUUUUUUAGUGGUGAGUGAUAGAGUUACCAUUUCUCAGAACAUAAAGGUUGGCAACGGGCCUCAGUGGGAGGUGUGUAGUUGCUAAUCUGUGGAGACAUGUAUAGAAGUUGAUGAAAAGAAUCUUGUAGUACUGUCUCUAGUUAUGAAA